GACAGGGAAAAGUCUACCAAAUCUGUUCAAUUUGAUAACACAAGUUGACGUAACUUUCCUUCUUAGCUUAUUUUGUAACAAUCACACAUUUAACGACUUCAGCACAUUUAGGUAUUUUUCUUUUUUAACUUGACCUUCGCAUUUAGGUUUCCAUAAAUGAAAAUAUGUUUUGUAGAAGUUAGUUUUCUAAGCCACACUCCAUGAUCGUGCGUUCUUAAUUCCCUUGUUUUUGUCUUACAGCUCCCACAGGGCAAGACACAGACAACGACUCAAAACAAAGAUUCAAACGAGUUAUUCCAGGUCCUAUUUCUUCUAAUGACUCGUACCACAUAAGACAAGUACUCGAAGAUAUGUUUACCACCAGUUUAAAGAUUUGCCAAAAACGUGGAAACUUCAACGUCUGCCCACGUGGACGGCCGGGACCUCCGGGGAGAGUUGGAACCAAGGGCAACAAAGGCAACGAAGGGAGGAGGGGUAGGAAAGGUUCCCAAGGAAUUAUGGGACCGCCUGGUAAGAGCGGAAAACAAGGGAUUAUGGGACCACCGGGGAUUAGAGGAGAAAAAGGAAUUAAAGGAGAUAUCGGGCCACCGGGUAUCCCAGGGAUUAAAGGUGAACCCGGAGAAUCGAUUUCUGUGCCAAAAGUGACGAUAACUCCGGCUUUGCAACUGACUGUCAACGAAAGCAACGCUGCCGUUUUCUUUUGCUCGGCUUCUGGGAAUCCGACAGCGAAUGUAACUUGGACCAAGGUGAAUGGAUCGUUAACUAGCGACAGGACCAAAGUGACGUCAGAUGGUUUGCUGCAGAUAAAAGAUGUUCGGCUAGAGGAUUCUGGGAAAUACAUAUGCGUGGCGAGAAAUCUUCUGGGGAUUGAUGAAAAAGUUGCAACUCUCAUCAUACAGAGUAGGUUACAAAUUUCAUCACUUUAUCUCCUUCCUAACCAUAACUUUCUUGAAAGAAAAUAUGCUAGAAACAUACAAAACGAAACGUUUCCUGACGCAGAUAGUGUGUAGGUUAAAGAAAUACUAAUGCCUCGUUUAGAACCGCUUUUUUUGUCUUCAAAGAGGCUGACCAGCUUCCUGAUGUCUGCUUCGCCGUACCCAAGAGAAAACAUGUUAGAAAUGAGCCCAGAAUGUCCCAUCUAUGUAUGAUGAAUUUUUUUCAGUAUGGAAUCUCGCAAAUGUUUA
Orbicella faveolata is the source of this 1184-nucleotide messenger RNA. RefSeq names its product complement C1q subcomponent subunit A-like. Lineage: Eukaryota; Metazoa; Cnidaria; Anthozoa; Scleractinia; Merulinidae. The record is from RefSeq and is a predicted model, not a curated record.